CAGAAGAAGCCGAGGGUGUGAAGGGUGUGUUCUCGUUGGGUUUUUGUGGUUGCAGUUGUGCUACCAACCCUACUUGCCUGCACAACAUCAUUAUUCGUCGUGGUGUUUGUGUGUGACGGAAAUUUCAAACAAAAAAAAACUUGUGCUGUGCCGGUUGAGAACCCUGCACUCGCCUUCCUGUGGCCCCGGGCUCGAGAGCCUCUUUCUGAUUGCAGUUUGUGUCCAUGUGACUUUGGUUUCCGCUGCUCGCCUGCUUCCGCGAAUAGUAAAAAGAGGCAUCGGUGCUUCAGUCAGAGCAGAGGAAGGCACGCUGAAGCUCACACAUGAGAACACACUCUGCAACUGCGAGUCAACCAGCGAUAUGGUCAGAGGAUCAACCGUCAGUGGCUUGGGAAAUCCACACCUAACCACCAGCUGAGGAUGUUAAAAUGCCCGUCCACGGGCUCACUCCCAUCCUGCUUUGCCUGUUACCCAUAUGGAGGAUCCUUACGCCGGUCUCAAGUCAUCCACAAAACAGCCCAUGUCCGCUGAUACAAAGAACGGCUCUCUGCAACAAUCACAAGCUCUCCUCCGUACCUGCAGGACUGCCAGACAACUUAGAGGAGCUUCAGCUCAACCACAAUCACAUUCAAACACUACACGAUGACUCUCUUCUCCGUUACCCCUCAUUAAACACCCUGAGCUUAGCUUGUAACAGUUUGGAGAAAUUAGAAUCAAACACUUUUCAAGACACAAAAUUGUUAGAAAGCCUCAAUUUAGCAAAUAACGAUCUUCAUAUUGGCUACCAAGAAACCAGCCACGCAUUAAAGACUCUACCCAGGCUUAGAGCUCUGGAUCUCUCUGAGAAUGAGCUCGAUGAUGAAAUGGUGGCCACUCUGCUUGAAAAUCUGACAUCCCUGGAGUACCUCAAUCUCUCCGGAAACCUCUUGCAGAGACUGGAUGAGACCUCGUUCAGGGAUCUUCACCAACUCAAAGAACUUGACCUACAGAGAAACCUCAUGUACGAGAUCGAUGGCGCCUUCGACAGCAAUCCCAAGCUCCAGCGGCUCAACUUGGCCUUCAACUACCUGCUUUGCCUGACAGACUUCCACAUGACCCAACUGGUGGUCCUCAACGCCAGCCACAACUUCAUCGAGUGGUUCAUCUCCAGACCAGACCUUAACGACACCUUCCAGCUAGAGACACUUGAUCUGUCAGAUAACAAACUGCUCUUCUUUCCUUUCUUGCCCAGCCACAGUCACUUGCAGAAUCUUUACCUGUCCCACAACAGCGUCAGCUUUUACGAACACUUGGCAGACAACAGCACAUUCCCGAACACGACUACAACUGUUGAGUUCUACAAUAUGAAGAAGUACGCGGGCAACGUGACGGCUCAGCUGUGGGACGACAGCCUUCACGGCGACGUCUCCUCUCUAGAGAUUUUGGAUCUAAGAGGGAACCUGGUGGAGUAUUUUCCUCAAGGAUUCAUCCAGAAAAUGCCUGCCCUGUCCAGACUUCGAAUGUGCACGAACUGUCUGGAAACCUUAAAUCUAACGUCGGAACAGUUUUCUGGGAGCUUGUAUGAGUUGGACGUUAGCAACAACAGGCUGAACCAGAUCGUAGCCGAUGGAGGUACGCUGACCGCUCUUGGCAAUCUGACGUACCUUAACCUUAGCCUGAACGAUCUUCAGUUGUUACCCUUGGGAUUAUUUUCCUCAUUGCCAAGCCUCAGGUCAGUGGAUCUCAGUUAUAACAACCUCGACAUUUGCCCUCCUGAGGAAGCUGAGACCAGUAAAGACACCAGCUCAGCUUGUGUGGAUUGGAAAAACAUUGCAUCCCUAAGGCAGCUUUACCUUAAGGGAUGCAACCUUAAAAGAAUUCCAUCAUCUGCAUUCGCUGGGUUGUCUCUAUCGCACUUGGAACUGUCCGACAACCCUGGACUCGUUGUCCAAGAAUCAAUACAAAGUCUCAGCAGAACGUUACAGCAUCUAGGUUUAGGAAACACUCACACACAAGACUUUGACUUCUCCCAUUUCCAGAGUCUGAAGUUUUUAAACAUUUCAAGGAACUCUCUUCCCCAUCUUCCCCCUUCACUUCUAGAUCUUGACCUGGAAGUGCUGGAUUUGAGGGACAACAGACUGUCCACUAUUCCCUCAGGUCAAGCGAACGCAUUAGCCCCGAAACUGCACACUGUUUUCCUCACAGGAAAUCCGUUCAACUGCUGCCAAACUGAAUGGUUCAGGACAUUCGAAACAACAAAGACAAUCAAUUUGGUCGGACAAUCAUACAUUGAAUGCGAGGAUCUCAUCCAAACGACACACAGAGUGGAGCACUUCCAGUCAUUCUACUGUUUGGAGAGAGGCAGGGAAUCUAUGCUCUGGUACAUUCUGCUUUUCGUUCCCAUCUGUCUUUCUUUCGUGGGCAUUUUGGUUAUUGUUCUCCUCAGCUUCAAGCCCAAAAUGCUACAAAAGUCAAUCAAGAAGAGGUGUUUGAAGCCUACUUCUUACUGAUACUUUAUAAACCCUAAACAAAACCAUAUUUUGUACAGUAUAUUAUUGGGAAAUGUAAUGUUGUCAAUAAAUUCAAUUCAUUGUAAAACUG
Sebastes umbrosus (honeycomb rockfish) is the source of this 2580-nucleotide messenger RNA. RefSeq names its product negative regulator of reactive oxygen species (gene nrros). The record is from RefSeq and is a predicted model, not a curated record. The transcript is spliced from 3 exons. Gene Ontology annotation, molecular function: protein binding. NCBI's taxonomy places the organism in Eukaryota, Metazoa, Chordata, Actinopteri, Perciformes, Sebastidae. The coding region runs from base 429 to 2489 and encodes 686 amino acids. Gene Ontology annotation, cellular component: extracellular matrix.